CGAGAGCGGUGUCUGCGUAUCUGGACGUGCGGCUGCUGUCACUUUCCGUCAUGGCGCUGAAGGUGGCAGCGGUCGUCGGCGGCGCUGCGAAGGCGGCGCUCAGACCGGCCCUCCUCUGCCGUCCUUGGGAGACAGCAAACAUCAUUGAGCAGGAGUAAUUGGCUGGAAAAGAAUCAAAGGACAAAGGAGGGGGAGGGAGACAGACAUUUCUUCAACCACUGACUGUGGAGUUGAAGGAAGCAUAAAGGGUUGCGGCGACCCUCCAUGGUGCUUUGCCUGGCUGGUCCUUGGGAAAUGGAGGCUCUGGAGCCAUUUGUGUGGGCGUGUACUGUGUGCUGUUCACCAGAUGCUGGUACAUGGUGAAGGUUCUCGGUGCCCACGAGGCCCCCCGGAGGAGCGUCUCACAACAGACAAUUCCUCCAUCGGCUAAGUAUGGUGGGCGGCACACGGUGACCAUGAUCCCGGGGGAUGGCAUCGGGCCAGAGCUCAUGUUGCAUGUCAAGUCUGUGUUCAGGCACGCGUGUGUGCCGGUGGACUUUGAAGAGGUGCAUGUGAGCUCCAAUGCUGAUGAAGAGGACAUCCGCAACGCCAUCAUGGCCAUCCGUCGGAACCGUGUGGCCCUGAAGGGCAACAUCGAAACAAACCAUAAUCUGCCACCGUCCCACAAAUCCCGAAAUAACAUCCUUCGCACCAGCCUGGACCUCUAUGCCAAUGUCAUCCACUGUAAGAGCCUGCCAGGAGUGGUGACCCGGCACAGGGACAUAGAUAUCCUCAUUGUCCGGGAAAACACAGAGGGCGAGUACAGCAGCUUAGAACAUGAGAGCGUGGCUGGAGUGGUGGAGAGCCUGAAGAUCAUCACCAAGGCCAAGUCCCUGCGCAUUGCUGAAUAUGCCUUCAAACUGGCCCAGGAGAGCGGGCGCAAGAAAGUGACAGCUGUGCACAAGGCCAACAUCAUGAAACUGGGCGAUGGGCUCUUCCUCCAGUGCUGCAAGGAGGUGGCAGCCCGCUAUCCCCAGAUCACCUUUGAGAGUAUGAUCGUGGACAACACCACCAUGCAGCUGGUGUCCCGGCCCCAGCAGUUCGAUGUCAUGGUGAUGCCCAAUCUCUAUGGUAACAUUGUCAACAAUGUCUGCGCAGGACUGGUCGGGGGCCCUGGCCUCGUGGCUGGGGCCAACUAUGGCCACGUGUACGCUGUGUUUGAGACGGCUACAAGGAACACGGGCAAGAGUAUCGCCAACAAGAACAUUGCCAACCCCACAGCCACGCUGCUGGCAAGUUGCAUGAUGCUCGACCACCUCAAGCUCCAUUCCUAUGCCACCUCCAUCCGCAAGGCCGUGUUGGCGUCCAUGGACAACGAAAACAUGCACACCCCAGACAUCGGGGGCCAAGGUACGACGUCGGAAGCCAUCCAGGACAUCAUCCGCCACAUCCGCAUCAUCAAUGGCCGCGCAGUGGAGGCCUAGGCCGUCCCGGGACCGCCUCAAUGCACUCCCCCUUCCCGUUCCCAGUGCACCAGCGGGUUUGGUGGGCGGCCCCAGAAUAAAUCAGCUUCUGCCCCAGA
Molecule: messenger RNA, 1561 nt
Organism: Ailuropoda melanoleuca (giant panda)
Lineage: Eukaryota; Metazoa; Chordata; Mammalia; Carnivora; Ursidae
Gene: IDH3G
Product: isocitrate dehydrogenase (NAD(+)) 3 non-catalytic subunit gamma
Exons: 14
Coding region: 357-1463 (368 amino acids)
Biological process (GO): tricarboxylic acid cycle; isocitrate metabolic process
Cellular component (GO): mitochondrion
Molecular function (GO): magnesium ion binding; NAD binding; oxidoreductase activity, acting on the CH-OH group of donors, NAD or NADP as acceptor
Source: RefSeq, a predicted model, not a curated record